ACGGAAGGCGGGUGGUCUGUGCUUUGACUUCACACUCAUGUCCGAUGACAGCCUCGAGAGCGAUGAGGAUUAAGAAGUAACAUGUCUUUGCCUUCAACCAGCACAGCAACACAUGAUAUCCAUUCGAUUAAUGCCAUGGAUUCCACUACCGUCCGUUGCAAUGUUCAGGAGACUGGCGAUGAAAGACGCACCGAAUCUUUGCAUCAAGCCACUCAGUACAUAAACGGAAAUGGAAACGAUGCAAAAAUGACACAGAAAAAAGAUAAAGAUUUCGAGGAGGCCUCAGCGGUCGUCGCGCGGCACGUCAAGCUGCUGCGCGAGUACAACGAGAUGAAGGACGCCGCGCAGCAGCUGAUGGGCAUGGUGGCCGAGAAGAGGGGCGUCACGGUCGGGAGUCUGUACGAGACGGGCGAGUUUGGCGUCGGCCCGAAGGAUUGAUGGGCUCCUCGUGAUGGGAUUUGACUGAAGGAGGACAAAGACAAAAAGUGAAUUGAGAAAAUACAAUCGCCGGUACGCCGU
This is a messenger RNA of Colletotrichum destructivum, 519 nucleotides long. Its product is annotated as Putative DNA repair protein, Swi5. Gene Ontology annotation, cellular component: Swi5-Sfr1 complex; Swi5-Swi2 complex. NCBI's taxonomy places the organism in Eukaryota, Fungi, Ascomycota, Sordariomycetes, Glomerellales, Glomerellaceae. The record is from RefSeq and is a predicted model, not a curated record. The coding region runs from base 82 to 438 and encodes 118 amino acids. Gene Ontology annotation, biological process: meiotic DNA recombinase assembly involved in reciprocal meiotic recombination; double-strand break repair via homologous recombination; meiotic joint molecule formation. The transcript has 2 exons.